Molecule: messenger RNA, 1004 nt
Organism: Micropterus dolomieu (smallmouth bass)
Lineage: Eukaryota; Metazoa; Chordata; Actinopteri; Centrarchiformes; Centrarchidae
Gene: lratd1
Product: LRAT domain containing 1
Exons: 2
Coding region: 188-976 (262 amino acids)
Source: RefSeq, a predicted model, not a curated record
UCCGGCACCCGGUGCGCGGUGCGAAGAGUGACAGACAAGUGUGAGAAGAAAGAGGAGAGAAGAAGAGCACGAAGGGGAGCAGGGGAUCGUGUAGCUCUCUGUACUAAUGGACCAUAAGGAAAUUUAACCAUUUGCCCGGGGAGCGCACAGACACCGCAGUCCAUGCCUCUGCCUUGCCAGGUCAUUGAUGGGAAAUCAACUGGAUCGGAUCACCCACCUCAACUACAGCGAACUGCCCACGGGGGAUCCGUCCGGGCUGGAGAAGGACGAGCUUCGGGUCGGCGUCGCCUACUUCUUCUCUGACGAAGAGGAGGAGGUGGACGACCGCACUCCGUCCGACUGCGGCUUCACCAAGGACCACAGCCCGGCCGAGGAGGGACCCUUUUCGGUCAGCGAGGUGGAGUACUCUGCCUUCUGCUCCCAGGAAUGCAUCUUCUCCAAGCUGCGGGAGAACGAGGACUUGAAUGUGUACUCGGCCAAAACUUUGCUGACAAUGUGCAAACCAGGGGACCUGCUGGAACUGGUGGCCACCGCGCAAGCCCCCCACUGGGCCAUCUACGAGCAGGACAACCAGGUCAUUCAUCUGCACAAGGGCGAGAUCCGCAAGGACAGCCUGCUUGAGAUCAGCAACGGGCGCCACGGGAGGAUAGUCAACAAUCGGUACCGGUACCGGCCGCUUCCCCCUGACCUAGUGAUGCAGAACGCAGCGGGACACCUCGGCCUGAGCAGCGAGGAGAUUUGCUGGACCAACUCGGAAAGUUUCGCAGCCUGGUGCCGCUUUGGGAAACGGGAGUUCAAAGCCGGGGGAGAGGCGCACUCUGCGGAGCAGCAGUAUUUCCUCAAAAUGCAUCUGUCCGGCAGCGGGGUGCACACUCUGGUCUUUCGCAGCCUGGAGGACAUGAUCCGGGAGAGGAGGCGAGUGGACGCCAGUGGAAUUCUCAAAGAGCUCUCUUUGGUGAACGGGGGCAAGGAGUGAUCAGGGAUUCCGUUUGAUAUCCUCCCCC